Molecule: messenger RNA, 1614 nt
Organism: Cadophora gregata
Lineage: Eukaryota; Fungi; Ascomycota; Leotiomycetes; Helotiales; Ploettnerulaceae
Exons: 1
Coding region: 612-1481 (289 amino acids)
Source: RefSeq, a predicted model, not a curated record
AUCCACUCCUUGAUUUGAAUUACACUUAUCUUAUCACUCAAACGACAUACAGUCUUCUGCUGGGCAAUUCACAUCCUCACGUUACCGUGGCUUCAGUCACAAUGGGUCCUCCCGACUCAUUCCCUCAAUUCAACCACUUCCCCCUUGAGCUUCGCCAGCUCAUUUGGAAGUGCUGUCUUCCUCGUCGCAUCGCAGAGGAAGACUUCCCAUUCACACUCCUCGACGGCAAGGAAUCUCGUCAAGCCUGCUGGCCUGUCCGCACCACCCUACAGAACGCUCGAGUCCCCCUCCUCGCUUUGGUCUGUCGCGAAGCACGCGAGGUGGUGUUCGAAUGGGGCGGGCACCAGAUUUCGUACGAUAAGACCAGCUUAAGAUCUAUAUGGGUGCAGCCAAAUAUAGAUAGGGCACUUCACAUCAACUGGUAAUCAUCCCUGCCCUUCGAAUCCUACUUAUCCGGGAUCGAUACUGAUAUCUUUAUCUUCGGAUCCCGGGAUCCAGAGGGGACAGGCGGAACAAAAAAGUAUACUAAUUUCUUGACCAGGACACGCAGAAGAGAUGAAGAGUAUUACAGAAUAAAUGAUUGCGAUGACUCGGAACUUGGAAAUUGCACAAUGGACAUUUUUGUGUACAGAGCAAAUGAGAUUUACGAUAUGCGGAUAUCCGUCGAUGGAGAGUUUCUUUAUCCUUUUGACUUGGAAGAACUGAAACAUCCUCACUUUUUGGCGCCGUUGGACACAGACUCUGCAGGUAGUGAUUUUAUGUCACUUUCCACCCCAAGUAUGCCAGUGGGCAAGUCUGAAGAUACAAGAGCGCAUGAUCUCGGGAAGAUGGUAGACGGUCUCUACGACUACGAAAACAAAACCGUCUACGCCACUGUGGUCAUUAUCUCUAUUCAUGUGGAUAGAGCAGCCGCUCUAGAGUCUGGUCUCUUCGGCUUACAAGCCGAUGCCCCAGUACAAACAGUCAACUAUGACGAUACGUCUAAGUUCAGCCAAUUCUAUGAGCUUUAUAAAUCAGAUCUUGUUCUAAGGGAAGCUGAGCCUCAUGCGGAGAAACUGUUUGAGAUUAUUCUCAGCCCUGGAUUUGCCGUAGCUGUGCUUUCGUGGCAAGAGAAAGUCAGAUGGCUGCUACAGGUCGCUGUUUGGAGAAAUUUCCAGCGGAAGGCUUGUCUCAAAACUUUUGAAGGUACGGAUCCAGGGUCGGUGUGGAGACCUCCUGUGCCAGCAAAGCAGAAAUUUAUGAGGAUGGAUCAAUUUGCACCUAACGAGGAUCAUCGUUGGUGGGGAGAAAAUGCUGAGAAGCAUGUUCCAAAGGUGGUCCCGCAGGUUAUGUUUCGGCUGUGCGAUAAUCGGUGUUAUAGAGAGGAGAGACGACCAGAGAUGUUUGGGGAGGUGUGGAUCUCGGCUAAUGUGGUUCACAAGUACCAGGAGGACAAAAGACCAGGCCGGGUUAUUCAUUGGGAUGCUGCUUGGGAUGAGUAGAUGUAUCUUGUGCCACUUCUAUAAAACAAACUUUCACCUCUGCUCUUACUACGUACGUUCUUGUAUAACUCAUUACCCAAAGACAAAAGGUAGCAUUCAAGAACGAGCAAUGUUCUUAAAUCAUUAUCGUAAC